UUAUUCGAAGAUUAUUUAGUAAAAUGCCGUUCUUGGGGUAAGAAACAGCGAUAUCGACUGUUGCAGACACCGACUGAUUGACGUCUUAUAAGCGCGUGUGUUGUUUUUGUUUUCGUAUGGAUCUCCGCCAGUUGAAAGUUCACAGUUCAGCGUUGGACUGUUUACAGGUUUAGGAGAAAAGUGGACAUUAUUUUGAACUUAGUCAGCAAAAUUGAGAUACUUUGUAUCGAUGUUUGCUUUUGUAGGCCAGUUCAUUUAUUGAAAUUUAAUAGACACGGAAACAGUUGGAAGAAUAGCAGCAGAAAACAGGGAAAUAUACCUACCGUAACGUUCAGCAUGGAUUCGACGAUGUCGGCUCUAAAUCGAAUGUCACAAUCCCUGAAAAAUCCGGCAAAAGCGAAGAAGUUGAAGCAUAAAAAACUUGAUGAAGAUUGGUUCGACAAUCAGGAACCAAUAAAGGAUGGGAUGAUGUUCAGCGCAAAAUAUCUUGGUCUAACGAUCGUUACUGAACCCAAAGGAGAGGAUGUUUCCUCGGUUGCCGUACAAAGGAUUAUUAAUACUGCAAAAGGCAAGAAAAGACCAGUACAAUUACUAGUUUCGCCAAAUGGAAUCAAAAUCUAUGAUUUAACUUCACUCCAAUUGAUCAAUGAUGUUUCCAUAAGCAGAAUAUCUUUCUGUGCAGCGCUGAAACAACACCUAAAAAUCUUUGCUUUCGUUGCUCAAAAUGCUGAAAACGAGAUGAUGGAAUGUCAUGCGUAUUUAUGCAAUACAGUUAAAGAGGCCCAAUCUCUCACAGUUACAGUCGCACAGUCAUUCAAGAUAGCUUUUGAAAUGAGCACUGAAGAAUCUACGGCCGAUGAUAAUACGGACAAUAGCAACGUGGAGAACGAAGAACCAGAUUCUGAUCUGAGAGUCAUAAGUAACGGAGAAAAAAACGGAAAAAAGACAGCACAACUGAUCAUUCCAAAUGUCAUGGAAAAGAGAUAUCAAAGAUUGUCAUCUGGUUCCAAUCCUUUCGAUACUUCAGAACAUGAAGUACCUGAAGUCCACACACCCGAGGGUAAGAAGAUUUUGAAGAGAGAAGAGAAACAAGGAGAAACAAACAGAAUUGAAGAUGUUGAAAAUAAUAUCUUCAUAUUUUCUUCGUCUCCUAAUUCAAAGACAUCGCAACCUUUGACCCCAAAGUCUAACCAACCAAUCACACCAAUACGUCCGCCACCAGCAAACACAAGACAAACCGAUAAACAAUCAACUCGAAGAUCAGUUCCAAGGCCGACCUCGUUUGGAAGUUUACCAAACUAUACCAUUCUUCAUCAGUCGGUCACGACUCCUUCACCAAAUCAGUCAACACCAGAUAUAGAAGACUGGGACCAAGGAUUUGCUGAUCUUGCCUUGUCCAGAACACAAGAUAAGCAACGAUCAGUUACAGAAUCAAAGUCUCCAAAACAGGAACCCACAGGUCAACUGAGUUCUUCAUUUCCUGCCUCAAACCCUUUCUUCAGUCCGUUUAACCCAUUUAAUUAAAAGAAACAUCUGAUGGUGAAAAACAGUAGUAGUUCCCAAACUGCAACCCGUGUAACGAGUUAAUAUGGCUUGCCGAACUUAAGUGUUCUUAAAUAGUUUAAUAACACUUUAUGUUUUUAUAUUUUUGUGUAUAAUUGUUAUAUCAUUAUCACAGUAGUAAGCACGUGUAUAUUCGUGACAAUUCAAUUAUACCGAUAUCUUAAUUAUACGGACCGGUGUUGGACGCUUGUGGGUGCUACCCUCUCCUGGCCCGCAAAUAUCUUUCCGCUUCUAAUUUUGGCCUCCGAUUAAUCAACUUUGGGAAGCACUGUUAUAGACGAAACGUUACAGAAACAUACUUGUGAGCACCCUGUUUAAUUACAGAGAGAUUGUGCAGAAAUGACAUGUUACAAAAAUUGUGAAACUGCCCGAUUGCGGGUAAUUAUUGCAUUUAUUAGCGAUGUUAAUUUCAAAUGUGUUUGAUAUAAUCAAUGUUGUUUAAAUUUGCAUAAUUUGCAUUCAUUCGCUACAGCAUGAAUGAGUUACAAAUAAAUAUUUAACCAAAUGCGGGUUGAAAAACCUUGAUAUCAUAGUACAGAUGGAUUAUACCUAUUACAGGUAUAUUGUGUGUAUUUUUACAAACUUAUUUUAAAGAACUGAUCUCCACGGAACAAUUAUUAUCAAUUACGCCAAUGAGGUACAUUUUAGAAUUAGUAAAUAAUUUGUUUUAGUAUGUUCUUCCCAAGAUCUUCAUACCGAAGGUUCUAAUACAUUUUCCUUGUUUCAAUUUUUUAAGUCUUACAGAAAUUAGUUUAAAAGUGCUAUCCAGUGUUCCCACUAAGGAAAUUUCUUGUGCGCACCUUAGUAGGAACCUUGGUGCUAUCUAUACAUUUUUGGUGCUAUAAUUUUUCUUCUACUUGAACAAAUGCCAAAAUAAAGAGGUAGCUAUUCGUUUUGAAGAUAUUUGUGCAAAAACUCUAUUGCAUUACUGUAAUCAAAGCCUUCCCCACUGCUGUUUAUCAUUCGCGUUUUAUCGCCUAUCUAUCAACUGUAAAUAUUUUCAUUUGUCGCAACCUAAUUGAAAUUUUGGUCGGUUGCUUUUUCGUGAUAAAACUUAAUGCCUGAACCACCAAUGUUGAGUUGAAUUUGUCUCUGAUAUACUCAAACAUUUGUCAAGGAUUUACACUUUCGUUGUGAUUAUUCUGAAGUAUGUGAACCAUAAUGGCGGACACCGGAACAUAGUAUGUGUACCAGGUUAGGGUUGGGCCGUAACUUCAGGUACAAAUACUACGGGAGUCACUUGGCUAGUCCCCGAACUCUUAUUAGAACUAAAAGAAGGAAAAUUGAAACAAAAUUAUAGCCAAUUCUAACCUGUUACACAUACUACGUUCCAGUUUUUGCCGUCUUGGUUCACAUAUUACGGGAAUAGACUACGGGAAUAAUCUUUCUUGUCCAUAUAUUGAAGGCGUUGCCCUCUUGUUUUCCAUAUUUUAUUGCCUUUUUCAUGAGAAAACUUAAAUUUAACAUUGUUUUUCUGUAUUUUAUUGCCUUACUUCACUGACAUAUCCUUUCUGUAAACACUUCAUUUCUUUUCCAUUAUAAAAGACGUAGUCAGACGUGUUUACGUUUUCAUUUUUUUUGUUUAUUCGAGUUGCAGCUUAUUUGUAAAUAUGUUUCUAUUUCUUUUACUGUUGUAUUAUUUGCAAUCAUGCUUUUCACAUUUUUUUUCUUUAUUUUAUGUAUCACGUUACUAAGAUUAUAUUGCAUUCCCGCAAUUUUAAAGGAUGGUAUUUUUACGAUAAAAAUGAAAUAUUUUUGUGUUGGUGCGUAGCAAGACUCUUGAAUGUCAAAGAAUAGUUUGUUUUGCCCUUCGCUAGCUUCAAUAACAUGAGCAGGGGUUCUCGAACUUUUAAGCCGGGCCCCUAUUUUAGAAAUUGUCACGUAUGUUUUAUUCAAAAAACACGCUGAAAAUACCUGGAUGAGACGUAAAUGAUGAAAUGAAUGAAAAGUUUUAAAAACAAACAAAUUUGUCACAACAUCUCUUUAAACAAUAAAGAAAUGUAAAUAUCCAAAAUAAGGGAGGCAAGAUCAAAUUUAACAAAUAUUUUUAAUUAGCCUCACGGCCCCUCUAAAAAUUGUCUUCGCCCCCUCGUGUGGCGCCCCACCGUUCGAUAACUAAUGAAGUUCCUGGUACAUAUUUGUGGUAUAGUGAGCAACGAGACUCACCAAUUUUGAAAUUGUGACUUUUACUAUUACUCUGCAUUCUUAUUUUACUUAUGUAUUUGCACUUUGUUUUAAUACUCAAUAAUAUUACUAAUAGUGGUUACUUUUUUUAUACAUAUACUCAUAUCUGUGUGUGUUUUAUGUGAAUGCAAUGAUACCUUGGUAACUCGGUAGUCAAACAACUCGAUACUCGAACAAUUCUGUAUUGACCAAAAAAUGCUGCGGUCUUGAACAAGAAUUCUGUACUCAAACACCUGAGGGUGCCACCGUGUGAAAUAACGCCACCCGAACCAAGCAUCUUUGCUACUGUUUCGGUACUAGAACAAAUCGUUAGUCAAACGCUAAUCCUGACGAAUUAUGUCCGACUACCGAGGUCCAACUGUAUGUGCUUUAUUUAUGUGUUUGUAUGUGAGCGAUACUUGACAACGGUGCUUUUACUAGAAGAGUAAGAGAUCAAGAGUACAAAUCUUAUUCAGUCCCUUGCUCAUCCAAGUCUCACCUCCUCACUCUGUUUGUGAAACAUCAAAAUUGUAAAUAUACUAAAUUUUCGCAUUGCAAGGUCUGUACUCCCGAAUGUGAACCACGAUGGCGGACACCGGAAAGUAGUAUGUGCACCUGGUUAGGGUUAGGCCAUAACUUCAGGUACAAAUACUAAGGGAGUCACUUGGCUAGUCUCCAAACUUGUAAUACAACUAAAAUUGGAAUAACAUUAUGGCCUAACCAUAGCCUGGUACACAUACUACGUUCCUGUGUCCGCUAUCUUGGUACACAUACUACGUUCCUGUGUCCGCCAUCUUGGUUCACAUACUUCGGGAGUACCGCAAGAGCUACAUAGUAUAACACCAUUUUAUGCCAUCAGACUUGUUGCCACAACAUCAUGCAAACUAUAACAGCAAAUCUGAACAAAUGGAAAUUUAGUCCAAAUUCAUGAAAAGAUUUUGAAUGAAUAAUUUUCACAUCUCUAGUAUACACUCCAAAAAUCUUUAAGUAUUUUAACUGUUUUAUCUGUAUAAAGACUCUCAGCAAUAUACAGCCUUUUAGUUGCCACUUAUGGAUUAUUCCGACUCUGAAAAACUUGCCUAAUGGGGUAAUAAUUUGGGCGCUCCUGAAGUAUGUGCACCAAGAUGGUGCACAACCUGAACCCUAACCUGGUACACAUACUAUGUUGAGAAUAUGCGCUAUCUUUGUGCACAUACUUCUGGAGCUCCUUUAUUUGUUCCAAAAUCAAUAAUAACCAUAAUAUACACUCCAAUAUUUUCAAAGUAUUUAACCAUUUUUUAUAAUAACGACAUGUUACUGCAGCAUUGCACAUUCCUCCUAUACUUAACACAAAUCAAAUAUUCACAGUCAUAUUGCAUUAGCUCCCUUAGCACUUGUAUAUUCUCAACAGUAAAGUCAUUUCAAAGUAUCUGGAGAGGAUCUGACUCCAUUUUGAGUCCAAUCAAACCCUUUUUAGUUGAUAUAUUCAAGUUCAGAAUAGUUUCAUCUAAAUAAAAUAUAACUGUUUUCAAGUUGAUUUCUUCCUGAAUGGCCAGUAAAGUUGUCAUUAAUUUCUAACAACUUGAAUUCAUUUCAAGAUUCUCUGGAGAGAAUCGCACUCCAUUUUAGGUCCAAUCAAAUCGUCACAAUUUCAAAGAACUGCCUUUUUACUUGUUCUGUUUAAGCCCGUUCAUGAUAGUUUCAUUCAGAAAUAAUAUAUCAUUUUAUUUUGUCCAAUCGAUUUCUUCCAGAAUGUCUUCAUUGAAUUUCUAGCAAUCAAAAAAAAAGACAAAUACCUAAAUCAUUAUUUAGUGUUAUCAUGUUGACUUCUAUGUGCUCUGUUUGCUUUUAAUUUAAAAGAUAUUCAAUAUUUGAAAGUAUUAUUUCAAAACAAAUUCGAAAUACCGUAUUUCUCGGCGAAUAAGUCGCUUUUCUAGACCCAUAUUUUUGGCCUGAUUUUGGGGGGGGGCAUCUUAUUGGCGAGUAUAAUAAUUUUCAUUUUUUCGGGUCGGCGUAUUAUUCAAUUCGAACCAUAAAAUACCUUGGGCGAUAGCAUCCCCAUAACGUCCCGACCAGGUCAGUUUAAAUAAAUCUCAAUCUCGCGCUGUGAAUCUGGAAUUUCAACGCUGUGAUUAUCAUAUUUGAAGUUUGUGCACUGCAUUUGUGUGUGCAUCACAAGUGAAGUGCUAUUAUCGAUACCUUACCUUGGGCACAAUUAGAUUAAAAUUGAAAACAUUUUGCAUUCCCGUAGCUGUCACGGACUGAAUAUUACGCUACAUGAAACGUCUUUAUAGGAUAUUUUAACGAAUGCGCAAACAUGGGGAAUGAUCAGAAGCCGUUGCAUAGUAAUCUGAGACUCCGAUUUUGAUGCGAUUUCACUGCCCGUCUUAUAUGGAGGUUAUGUGCGAAAACCCAUUUUUAGGCUUAAAAGCAGGGCUCGUCUUAUUCAUUGGGUAGACUUAUUUGCCGGGAAAUACGGUAGUUGAUUAUUUUGACUUUGACACUACUAUAUUUUCCUGGUGCUCCCGAAGUAUGCGAACCAAGAUGGCGGACAUCGGAACUUAACAUGGGUAACAGGUUGGGGUUAGGCGAUAAUUUCUUUCCAAUUUUCCUUAUUUUAGUCCUAUUAUUAGUUCGAAGACUAGCCAAGAGCCUCCCGUAGUAUUUAUACCUAAAAUUAUGGCCUAACCCUAACCUAGUACGCAUAUUACAUUCCGAUGUCCGCCAUCUUGGUUCGCAUACUUCGGGAGCCCCAUUUUCCUGGCAGUGAAGUCAUAUCUAGGCCAAUCAAACCUACAUUGCUUUGGAAACCCUUACUGUGUUGAGCAACUUAGCUACUUAACACAAUAUGUAUCUUCAAGUUUUCAGCAUUUUUAAAUUCAAACUUCUUGAAUAUUGACUUACUCAAUUUAGACAAAAUAUUCAAUAAUUAAAAAUACUAUUUCAAAACAAAUUCAAAAUAUUUGAAUAUUUCGGUUU
This is a messenger RNA of Styela clava, 6684 nucleotides long. The record is from RefSeq and is a predicted model, not a curated record. Lineage: Eukaryota; Metazoa; Chordata; Ascidiacea; Stolidobranchia; Styelidae.